CAGAAAAACAUCGAUGUUUUUUUACAUCACUAGCUCGAAUGAUUAACAAUUAAACGCGACGCAACGCGUAUUAGCAAUCAAAUCAACAAGUGAAGUGAUCAACAUUCAACAUGUCUGGCGAUGGGAAGAAAAGUUUUACGCGGGCCGAGGUUGCUAAGCACAACACCAACAAGGAUACCUGGCUGCUCAUCCACAACAGUGUGUACGAUGUCACGGCGUUUUUGAACGAGCAUCCCGGCGGCGAGGAAGUGCUAAUCGAGCAAGCUGGCAAAGAUGCCACAGAGAAUUUUGAGGAUGUGGGACACAGCAACGAUGCCCGUGAAAUGAUGACAAAGUACAAAAUCGGAGAGCUGGUGGAGAGCGAACGUACCAACGUAGCGCAGAAGUCUGAGCCCACCUGGAGCACGGACACGCAGAACGAGGAGAGCUCGAUGAAGACGUGGCUGCUGCCCCUGGUCCUCUGCCUGGUGGCCACCCUCUUCUACAAGUACUUCUUCGGCAGUGCCAAGCAGCAGUAGAAGACAUUAGGAGCCAGAAGAGACUACGCCUGCUUCAGCGGAACGGCCGUGCGUUCCUCCCACUUACCACUUAGUUAGGUAUACACGCAGUCUACAAAUCACACUCGGUCUGGACCCGGACGCUUGUAGAGGAUUAGUUAAUGGAAUGGGAUCCGAUGAUUGCAUGGACAGGAGCAGAAGCAGGGCGUAGUGAUUUUUUAUAGUACAUUUCUGCUAAGUUUUAAAGAUAAUUCUGCUGGAUGUUUUUUAGCAUUUGACCUUCUUUUGUACUCUUACUCUUUGUAAUUCCUUCAGGCGGUGGGCUUGGCUUGAGCUCUGUUAUUAAUGAUAUUCUAACUUUGCGACACAAAACGAAAACCAAAUAAAAAAAUAAAACAUCUAA
Messenger RNA from Drosophila pseudoobscura, 900 nucleotides. It is a transcript of the gene Cyt-b5, whose product is annotated as Cytochrome b5. NCBI's taxonomy places the organism in Eukaryota, Metazoa, Arthropoda, Insecta, Diptera, Drosophilidae. The record is from RefSeq and is a predicted model, not a curated record. Gene Ontology annotation, cellular component: membrane; intracellular membrane-bounded organelle. The transcript has 2 exons. Bases 111 to 518 code for a protein of 135 amino acids. Gene Ontology annotation, molecular function: heme binding.